Molecule: messenger RNA, 736 nt
Organism: Zea mays
Lineage: Eukaryota; Viridiplantae; Streptophyta; Magnoliopsida; Poales; Poaceae
Exons: 2
Coding region: 71-493 (140 amino acids)
Source: RefSeq, a predicted model, not a curated record
GAUUCGGGGGUGACUGGCGUCGGCGAGUCCUGCAGCUCAUACAGGCGCUUCGCUGUGGACCCUGUCCCACAUGUCAGUGGUCUGGCGGUUGGACACUUCCAUGUGGGCUCCGCAUGUCGGUGAGAUUUCGGGUUGUAUAGAGUGCCAACUCCAGCAGCUGAAUCGAUCCCCGAAUACCCUAGUGACGGCGGCGGAGAUGGACGACCGAGGCGGCGGCGGGGACGCCAAGAGGUGGCCGUGGUGGGCUGCGGCGAGCGCGGCACAGGCCGCGGCCGGGCUCGCGUGGUUCCGACGGGGCAGGAGCGGAACGGCAGUGGCGAUGCCGUUCAAGGCAUUCGGCAUCGCCUCCCUCAUCGUCGGCUCCGGCGCCACCGCCGUCGCCGCUGGGGUGCUUGCCGCGGGCGUCGGAUCGGUGGAGGAGAUGAAGGGCGUGGGCGCGAGCAUCCGGCGGUGGAUGGGAGCUCCUCCUCGCCGAGCGGGAGGUAGUGACUAACCCUCGCACUGCAACUGUGGUCUGUCUGAACCUCUGAGGAUUUCUCAGCUCUGGUAGGAAACUACAGAAUGAGUGCUGUAGUGUGGGCUGCUUCACGUUUCAGAGCUAUGAGAGAGUGUCAUUCUGAAUUCAUAGCCAGAAUGCAGGGCAGUAAUAAGAUUACUGUUGUAACCUGUAUUGUAUCACAAGCUUUUGAUCCCUCAAAAUUUAUUUCCACAGAGCACAUACUCCGAAGUUACUUUG